Molecule: messenger RNA, 965 nt
Organism: Mercenaria mercenaria
Lineage: Eukaryota; Metazoa; Mollusca; Bivalvia; Venerida; Veneridae
Exons: 5
Coding region: 18-965 (315 amino acids)
Source: RefSeq, a predicted model, not a curated record
GUAGCAUUUUCAGAAAAAUGGCACUGGCACGAAGUUUCACAGAAAGCGGUAGUGAUGAAGUGAGGGACGGCAUUGUUGACGCCUGUUCCUACUGCGCAACAAAAGGAAAACUACAACCAGCCACGCAUUUCUGCUUCGAUUGUGGCGUAUAUGGAAGAUAUAUCUGUGGUGAAUGUUUGCAAAAUCAUAACAUGUUCGUUAACAACCAUGUUGCAGAAGUUAUUGCUAUUCUAUCCAGCUCAAGAAGGAAACAGCUACAAACGGACCUUGCGGUAGAAAGACGGAAAUCAGAAAGCAUAGCUAAAAAACUUACAGAAGCAUUGCAGGAACUAGAUAUUCACAAACAAAAAAGAUAUGACGAGUUGUUGGAAACCAGAAAGAAGCUGGAAGAGGAAGUGAAUGAAAAACAGGAAAGAAUAUUCAUAAUGGAAAUACAACUUGAACGGAGUCAUACUGAACAAUUUAAGCUACAGGAUAGAUUUGAUAGACAGACGCAUGAAUUCGAGGGAAUAAAGAAAAAGUUAACAGAAACUUCUGAAAACAACAUAACAUUAAAUAAAGAGAAGAAGCAGUUAGAAAAGAAGCAUGAAGUGCAUAUAGCCGAGAUGUACGACACCAUGGCUGAUGAGAAACGAAAACAUAAUAGUGAAAUGCAGAAACUUACGAGGGACCGAGAUGAUAUCAGAGACAGGUUGAAACUAUUAACUGGUGUUAAAUUAUCUGAGCAAAAUGCUGAUAUUGCUGACUUGAGUGAUCCAUAUAGAGCCAUUGAGGUGUCAGAAAGAUUUGGUCAGUUAUAUGAUGAUGAAUGGAUAGAUGCAUUUGAAACACUAACAGAAAAGAAGAUGGGCUUAUCAAUGAAAGAAGCCAUUGCUUUCUUACUACGACUUGUGCAGUACGAGUGUUUCUGGGAUGAAACACAUGAUAUUAAAACAUUUACUGUAGUUGAUCAAUGUUGUCUUUAA